AUGGAAGAGGUGACUCGAGGAGCCCCUGAGGAUGUCUCUGGGAUGCUUUGGAAAGGAAAUGGGGGCUGGGGUAUUUCUUUCACUAGGCGCACUCGGGUUCGGUGUGGAGUCCCCCGGGAAGAGGGAGCGCAGCACUGCCGCCAGGAAGAUCCUUCAGUGGGGAUCGAGGUGUCAGGAAACAGCCGGCAGCUGUUCCAGAGAAAGGCAAGGAUGAGUGGUGUGAAAAGAAGCCCUCGGUGCUUGUGCAAAGAGAAGCUCCUAUUGCAACCACCCUUCCUGCGCUGUGCGCCUCGGUCCAUGCUUUUCCACGGGAUCUCCGGAGGCCAUAUCCAAGGAAUCAUGGAGGAGAUGGAGAGGCGAUCCAAGACCGAGUCCCGCCUGGCCAAAGGCGGACAGAUGAACGGCCGAGAAACGAACAUGCCCCCAAUGAGCCCCGAGAAGCCUGCUUUGUGUGCUGGUUGUGGAGGAAAGAUCUCAGACAGAUAUUACCUGCUGGCUGUUGACAAACAAUGGCACCUCAGGUGUCUUAAGUGCUGUGAAUGUAAACUGGCUUUGGAGUCAGAACUCACCUGCUUUGCCAAGGACGGCAGUAUUUACUGCAAGGAGGAUUACUACAGAAGGUUCUCCGUGCAGAGAUGUGCCCGCUGCCACCUUGGGAUCUCAGCCUCUGAAAUGGUCAUGAGAGCCAGGGAGUCUGUUUAUCACCUGAGCUGCUUCACCUGCACCACUUGCAACAAGACUCUGACCACAGGCGAUCACUUUGGCAUGAAGGACAACCUGGUUUACUGCAGGGCCCACUUCGAGUCCCUUUUGCAAGGAGAAUAUCCCCCUCAGCUGAGCUACACUGAGCUGGCUGCCAAAACCGGAGGGCUGGCCCUGCCUUAUUUCAACGGCACUGGCACAGUCCAGAAGGGGAGGCCCAGGAAACGAAAGAGCCCUGCCUUGGGAGUGGACAUCGUCAGCUACAACUCAGGUUGUAAUGAAAAUGAGGCAGAUCACCUGGACAGAGACCAGCAGCCUUAUCCCCCAUCCCAGAAGACAAAGCGCAUGCGCACCUCCUUCAAACACCACCAGCUUCGUACCAUGAAGUCGUACUUCGCUAUCAACCACAACCCAGAUGCCAAGGACCUCAAGCAGCUUGCCCAGAAAACAGGCCUGACCAAGAGAGUUCUGCAGGUUUGGUUUCAAAACGCAAGAGCCAAAUUCAGAAGGAACCUUUUGCGGCAGGAGAAUGGGGGUGUCGAUAAAGCUGACGGCACCUCACUUCCGGCACCGCCCUCAGCAGACAGCGGCGCACUCACUCCACCCGGCACUGCGACCACUUUAACAGACCUGACCAAUCCCACUAUCACUGUAGUGACAUCAGUGACCUCUAACUUGGACAGCCACGAAUCCGGGAGCCCCUCACAAACUACCUUAACGAACCUUUUCUAA
This is a messenger RNA of Colius striatus (speckled mousebird), 1434 nucleotides long. It is a transcript of the gene LHX9, whose product is annotated as LIM homeobox 9. NCBI's taxonomy places the organism in Eukaryota, Metazoa, Chordata, Aves, Coliiformes, Coliidae. The record is from RefSeq and is a predicted model, not a curated record. Gene Ontology annotation, molecular function: RNA polymerase II transcription regulatory region sequence-specific DNA binding; DNA-binding transcription factor activity, RNA polymerase II-specific. Gene Ontology annotation, cellular component: nucleus. Gene Ontology annotation, biological process: neuron differentiation; regulation of transcription by RNA polymerase II.